AUGAAGAACCAACACGACUCUGCUAUGUUUCUUGCGGAUAAAGUAAUCUCUGCCGUAGCUGAAAACUCAAACUUCGUCUUCUCACCGGCAUCAAUCAACACCGCUCUCACCAUGGUCGCUGCUAGCACACCAUACGAAACACUAAGAUCCUUCAUCUUAUCCCUCCUUCGAUCUUCUUCAGUGGAUGAGCUCAAAGAUGUUUACAGCGAGAUCGCUACCAUAGUCCUAGCCGACGGCAGCGCAAGCGGUGGCCCUAAGAUCUCAAACAUCAAUGGAGUGUGGACGGAGCAGUCGCUUGGUGUUGAUCCCUUGUUGAAGGAUCUCUUUGAGAAUUUCUUCAAGGCUCCUUGCGCUCUAGUUGAUUUCAGAUUCAAGGCAGAAGAAGUGCGCAAGGAGGUGAAUGAUUGGGGCUCAAAGCACACCAAUGGUCUCAUCAAAGAUAUUCUUCCUGAUGGAACCGUUUCAAGUGACACCAUUUCUAUAUUUGGAAACGCACUCUACUUCAAAGGAACCUGGGAAGAAAAAUUCCCAAAGUCUUUGACAAGUGACCAAGAGUUUCACCUUCUCAAUGGCAAAUCAGUCACUGUGCCUUUCAUGAUGAGCCAUAAGAAGCAAUACAUUGAGCAGUACAACGGUUUCAAGGUCCUUAAGCUGCCAUUUCAACAAUGCAAUGACACGAAUCGCCAAUUCUCAAUGUAUUUCUAUCUACCUGACGCCAAGGAUGGAUUGAAUGGUCUGGUGAAGAGGGUUGCAUCAUCAUCUGGAUUCUUUGAUAGUCACACUCCAAGAAAACAAGUUGAAGUUGGUCAGUUCAGAAUCCCAAAGUUUAAGAUAGAUUUCGGGUUUGAGGCUUCAAAGGCUUUCUAUGGAUUGAAUCUGCAGGAUUCGCUUAACCUGCACCACAAAGCUUUGGUUGAGAUUGAUGAAGAUGGUGCAGAGGCUGCAGCUGUUACUGUUGUCGUUAUGUUUGGUGGUUGUAGCUUUCAAAGGAGGAUAGAUUUUGUGGCUGAUCAUCCAUUUCUUUUUAUGAUUAGAGAAGACAAAACUGGAACCGUUCUGUUCGUUGGUCAGAUCUUUGAUCCUUCUCAAUCUGCUUCUGCUUAG
Molecule: messenger RNA, 1104 nt
Organism: Eruca vesicaria subsp. sativa (arugula)
Lineage: Eukaryota; Viridiplantae; Streptophyta; Magnoliopsida; Brassicales; Brassicaceae
Source: the annotation of a GenBank genome assembly